AGAACAAAUUCUGAUCUGUCAAAAAAGGAUUAUGUCAUAACUCGAUUUGUCGCGGAAUUCAUAAACACCUUCAGUAGCCUUGUUUUUGUUUUCUACGGACUUUACGGCCUGGAGCAGCUCCGCCGUUGUAAACAGCUAACUGGAUUCCGCCCGAUUUCAUACCUUGGAUUGAUAGGAGUCGGGGUGUGCUCUGCCGGCUACCAUAUGACCCUCAAAUAUCACACCCAAAUGUCGGAUGAACUAUCCAUGCACCUCCUUACGACACCUCUUCUGUAUCGUAUUCUUACAUUCCAGGCUACUCCCCAACGCACGAAACUGAUCGGCGCAAUUCUCUCUCUUCUCUUCACCAUUGUGAUGGUCGUCCACAUGGUGAUGGACGAAUUCCUCCUGCAUGCUACCACCUUCGGCCUGGCAGUUUAUCUGAUCGCGACGCGCACGAUGAAGAUCAUUCCUCAGCAAGUUCCCGAUCCUAGAACCAGGAAGAAUCUUCGCUACAUUUCAAGCUUCGGCUGCGCAUGCUUUGCCUUUGGGUACUUUGUGUGGCUCAUUGAUGGUCUGGCCUGCGGAUUUCUUACGCAAACCAGACAUGCGAUUGGCCUGCCUCUCGCAUUUUUGACCGAAUUGCAUGGGUGGUGGCAUAUCUUUACUGCUAUUGGUGGCUAUGUGGCUGUUGCAAUCGUGGAUAUGGUUACCACAGGAGAAGUAUAUGAAGAUCCCACAGAUCUUUUUGCAUGGCCUCUUCCUCCUGUUGCAAAGACACUGCGAGCAUGGCUGGAACCCAAAAAGCAGCAAUGA
Molecule: messenger RNA, 795 nt
Organism: Penicillium macrosclerotiorum
Lineage: Eukaryota; Fungi; Ascomycota; Eurotiomycetes; Eurotiales; Aspergillaceae
Product: ceramidase
Exons: 5
Biological process (GO): ceramide catabolic process; ceramide biosynthetic process
Cellular component (GO): endoplasmic reticulum membrane
Source: RefSeq, a predicted model, not a curated record